CAUAAUUGCACUAACUUUUUAUUAAUAGCCGCUCUUUUGUUGAUCCUAAUGAAAACUAUCUCUUCUAGAUGGCAUAAAGAGAGAGUUCUCAAACAAAGACUAUGAUCAUCCAAAAGAAGAAAAUCUUGAAAUGAAAAGCCAAGACCUUGCAAAACUUAAAGAAAGUAUUGAAAUGGAUUACCAAGAUUCUGAUUUAGAUAUUUCAACUGAAGAAAAUCCUCAUGACGAGUUAGAGGAGUUUAACAGUAAAGUACCAGAAGCCAAUAGCUCUGAAAAUAUUAACACGAAUAAUGCAAUUGCGAACACAUUUUUACUUAUAGUGGACAAUUCCUUUUCUAAUGAAGGAAUACCUGCCUUUUCUAAUGAAGGAAUACCUGAUCCGCCUUCAGAAACCCUACCAGGGAUAAGAGAGGGGACUUCCUUUUACCAUGACGGCAGAGGGUAUUAUUAUGAUAAAGAUAAAAUUUGUGGGACCAGAAGACUCCUCAAAUGUGUCAGGAUUUGUAAGAAGCCUAAAUGUAGAGCCAGAGCUACUAUGCGGAAUGAAGAGGGCUCUCCUAUUUAUGCAACGGGACUUCACAAUCAUCCUCCUGACCUCAAUUUUAAAGAACAGAGGCUAGCUAUACACAACUUGAAACAGCGAAUCAGAAUGGAGCCUGACAAAUCCAUAAAUGAGAUAUUGGAGGAGGAAUCAACAAAUGUUAAUAUACAGAAGAUUCUUACCGACCCGAGGGAGACCGAGAACCUAAGGAGGACAUUAAAGAGAGAAAAAUUAAAGGUGACACGCCAAGAAGAGCAGAGACGGCUUAAAGAGCAAGAUACACCAGAUGAAGAACUUGUUUACUUUGGAUGAAUUUGGAUUUUUAUACUUGCACUAAUAAUACUAUUUUGUAUUAAAAAACUUUCAAUUUUAUAACUUUAAUAAGCAAAUAUACUGAAUCAAAUAAAUGUGUUUCCUUGCUUGUCAUGUGUAUUUUACAUCCAUACUCAAAUAAACACACCAUAAAAUUGAAAAUCAUGUCACAUUUU
Molecule: messenger RNA, 1029 nt
Organism: Macrosteles quadrilineatus (aster leafhopper)
Lineage: Eukaryota; Metazoa; Arthropoda; Insecta; Hemiptera; Cicadellidae
Exons: 3
Coding region: 131-853 (240 amino acids)
Source: RefSeq, a predicted model, not a curated record